AUGACCCAAGAUCUUCUGAGCACCAGCCCUCUGGUGCCAGCUGCUGGCUCGUCCAUUGCCACCGUCACCCUGGAGCAAAAGGCCACCUUCGUCUUAGUCUUCUUCCUCUUCGCCUUCCUGGGCCUCCUCAUCAUCCGAUGCUUCCGCAUCUUACUGGACCCGUACCGGAGCAUGUCUUCCUCGGCGUGGACAGACUACAUGGAGAAAGACGCCCUGGACUAUAGGAUGGCGUGA
Molecule: messenger RNA, 234 nt
Organism: Carcharodon carcharias (great white shark)
Lineage: Eukaryota; Metazoa; Chordata; Chondrichthyes; Lamniformes; Lamnidae
Product: cortexin-3
Exons: 1
Coding region: 1-234 (77 amino acids)
Source: RefSeq, a predicted model, not a curated record